Messenger RNA from Cucumis sativus (cucumber), 1606 nucleotides. Its product is annotated as riboflavin synthase. Lineage: Eukaryota; Viridiplantae; Streptophyta; Magnoliopsida; Cucurbitales; Cucurbitaceae. Bases 543 to 1379 code for a protein of 278 amino acids. Gene Ontology annotation, biological process: riboflavin biosynthetic process. Gene Ontology annotation, molecular function: riboflavin synthase activity. The transcript is spliced from 2 exons. The record is from RefSeq and is a predicted model, not a curated record.
UAGGGUUCUUUUUUCUUUUUUUCUUUUCUUCAUUUACUCUCGCAAACGCAUCACCCACACCCACGUCAAAAGGGAGCAUCGUUCACACCUCACAAGCACAGCCCCCUUCGCCAGUUUGUGCCAGUUCGUUCACAACCCACCUCAUCUCCGCCGCCCACCGAACUCCACAACGAACUGAUGGAACCAGACAUACGGUUCGGUUCGGUUCGGUUUGAAUUAUGAUAAAGGAUUUACUAAUUAGAGUUGAAGUACAAAGAAAAUCAACAGCGGUCGAUGUGUUUGCUCUCUUCUCUUUGACUUUCUUGGAGUCGAAGAACAAUCCAUUUCCAUGCCUUUGCCUCCUCAACAAUCAACAAUUUAUUAAUCACUUUCUUCUCUCACCACUCCCACGUUCUAUCUACUUCCUUAUUUCCUUCAUCUUCUUCCUCUUCUACUCUGCUUUCCUUUCAAUUGUUUUUAUUAUUGGGUUUUUGUUGCUCCAGUUUUAGGGUUUUCAAUUCCAAUUUCUCACUCUACUUGAACUGAAACAGAGUCACAAAGAAAUGUCUACUUUUUCUUCCCUCUCUACUGCUACAUCACUCUCCAAUAUCCCCAGAAUGCUUCCUCCAAUAGGGAGUCUUCAUCUCCCAUCCUCCCAUUUUUUCCCCAAGUUCAAUUUCAAUACCAAGACGUCUCUUUUCACUCUAUUCACUUCCACCCACAGGCCCCAACUGUGUUACAAAUCUCGCCCAAGGGCCUCCGUUCAAUGUCUUUUCACAGGCAUUGUUGAAGAAAUUGGCCAUGUUAAAAGCUUGGGUAUUAGUGAAAAUGGGGGAUUCGAUUUGGAAAUUAAUGCAAAAACUGUUCUUGAAGGUGUUAACCUUGGAGAUAGCAUUGCUGUCAAUGGAACUUGUCUUACUGUCACUGCUUUUGACCACCAACUAUCUGAAUUCAAGGUGGGGUUGGCGCCUGAGACGCUCAGGAAGACUUCAUUGGUGGAACUCUCGCCUGGUUCACCUGUGAACUUGGAGAGGGCGGUUCAACCAAUCAGCCGAAUGGGUGGCCAUUUUGUGCAGGGGCAUGUGGAUGGGACUGGGGAGAUAAUAUCAAUGGAUCUUGAAGGGGAUUCCUUGUGGAUUAAGGUGAAGACAUCGGAGGCUUUGCUGAAUUACAUUGUACCGAAGGGAUUUAUUGCUGUGGAUGGGACUAGCUUGACUGUGGUAGAUGUUUUUGAUGAUGAGAAGGCUUUUAACUUCAUGUUGGUUGCUUAUACUCAGAAAAAUGUGGUCAUUCCGUUGAAGAAAGUUGGACAUUUGGUGAAUUUGGAGGUAGAUAUUCUUGGCAAGUAUGUGCAAAGACUCCUCAGUAAUGGUGCCAUCAAACCCAUUGAGUCUCCAUGAUCACAAAGCCUGGAGGGAAAACAAAAAAGGUCCCAAUAGUUGUAAUCUCAAUCUUCUUCUGCAUAAAGUUUUUCUCCUGCCUCGUUAUGUUUUUAACCAUCAUCAAACUUGAGACUGGGAAUGAGUAAAUGAUCUGAUGUUCUACUGUCUUAUUGUCUCUGUUGUAUUAAAACACGAUUAGACGAGGUGACUACUUCUAUUAUGAAAUUCAACCCUUUUUCAGUGAA